UCCCCAAACUGGCAUGUUUUUUUUGUAAUUUUUGGUAGCACUUAAUAUUAUUUCACACGGCUUUUCACACUGCUUUCGGACCCAACAAUGAAGUACAGCCGGAAUUAACUUUUAAACUUUUUAAAACUUUUAAAGAUCAACAACGCUCCUUUUCGCCAACUCCCAGCUGAAUUCGCCAUCCAGCGCUCCUGAGGCUGAGAAGCGGAGGAGAAGACGCUGUGCGCGGCUGCAGAUCCGACUGGAACUGGCUUCACAGGGCACAUCGAGAACGAGAACUGCUGCAGCUUGGUCUUUACGGAAACCUGGCUGGAGAAAAGACCCCGGACUCGGGCUGGAUGGCCGCACUGCCUAUCGAGCAGACAGAACAGCUGACAUGGCUUUGUUGUCAUGGCGGCGGCGGACAUAGUUGCAACAUAGUUGCAACGGCCCGGAGCUCCCAAAAUCGGGAAUGUUUUGUAGUUUUUGGUAGCACUUAAUAUUAUUCCACACAGUUGUUGUUUUUUCCACACUGCUCUCAAACCCCGACAAUGAAGUACAGCCGAAAUGCACUUUUAAAGCUCAACAACGCUCCAUUUCGCCUCCCGGCGGACUUCACCAUCCCAGCCGAGAUCACCAGAUCACCAUCCAGCACUCCUGAGGCUGAGAAGCGGAGGAGGAGACGCUGUGCGCGGCUGCAGAAGAGGGGAAAACGCGGAGGUACGUGGGCUAGGCUCAAAGCGAACCCAUUCAAACCCCCGCUUCCUACCAUCUUUCUCUCAAAUGUCCGUUCGAUCCGCAACAAGGUGGAUGUGAUCCGACUGGAACUAGUUUCACAAAAACACAUGAAGAACUGCUGCAGCUUAAUCUUUUCGGAAACCUGGCUGGAUAAAAAGACCCCGGACUCGGCUAUUGAGCUAGAUGGCCGCACUGCCUAUCGAGCAGACAGAACAGCUGACUCGGGUAAGAAGCUAGGAGGAGGUCUGUGUAUCUAUACCAAUGACUCGUGGUGUACCAAUGUCACAGUUGUUAGCAAACAUUGUUGCCCUGACGUGGAAUUUUUGUUGCUCCAAUGCAGACCGUUUUACUUACCAAGAGAAUUCUCUUCUGUUUACAUCUGUGCUGUUUACAUUCCACCCGACGCCAAUGCUAAACUGGCACUAGUAAGGCUACAGGACAUUGUAAACAAUAGCCUGCUGGCACAUCCCGACAGUAUCUUUAUUGCAGCGGGGGAUUUUAAUCAUGCUGACUUAAAGUCUGUACUUCAUUCUUUCCACCGUAAUGUAAAAUGCGCUACCAGAGGGAGCAACACACUUGAUCAGGUUUAUACCAACAUAGCCCAUGCAUACAGAACCCAGGCGUACCCCCACCUAGGUCUCUCUGAUCAUGUUUCGCUCCUCCUGCACCCCUGGCACUCACCCAAAAUCAGAGCCAGUAGGCCCGAAGUCAGGUCUGUCAGGAUUUGGCCUGAGGACGCCAUCCCUAGGCUCCAGGACUGCUUCAGCUCCACAGACUGGGACAUUUUCAGUGGACUGGGUGUGUUGACACGUAGGUCUCUGAAUAAUUAUCUUGUCUCAGUCCUUGACUACAUCAAAUUUUGUGUGGAUAUUGUUACAUCCUGGAAACAAUUCCGUGUCUUCCCAAACGUUAAACCCUGGAUGACACCUAAAGUAAAAUCCUUACUACGAGCCAGGAAUGCAGCAUACAGAACCGGUGACACCAAUGCAUACUGCACGGCAAGAUCCGACCUGAAGAAAGGCAUCAGUUCUGCCAAGCAAGCAUACAUGACCCGCAUUGAAGCUCAGUUCAACAGCGCCUCAUGCCCCCGGCAGGUGUGGGAGGGCGUUAGGGCAAUAACGGACUACAAGGGAAGAACAUCCCCCCCUGUCAACAGCAGCGCCCCCCUAGCGGAGGAGUUAAACAUCUUUUACGCACGUUUUGACAGGAACAACAAGGACCCGGUGUCGCCCCCUCUCCCCUCUGACGGCUCCACCCUAGUCCUGAGCACUCAUGAGGUCAGACUCAUCCUACGCAACAUCAACAUCAGGAAGGCAGCAGGCCCAGAUGGAGUCCAGGGACGGGUGCUCAAGGACUGUGCGGCUGAACUAGCUCCAGUUCUCACCACCAUCUUUAACCUGUCUCUGGCCUCAUCCUGGGUCCCAGGAUGUCUCAAGGCAGCAACAAUAGUCCCGGUUCCCAAGAAACCAAAUGUUGCAGGUCUGAACAACUACAGACCUGUGGCACUCACCCCUAUCGUCGCAAAAUGCUUUGAGAAACUAGUCAUGAAACACAUUAAAGCCUCCAUACCGCCAUCAUUAGAUCAGAAUCAGUUUGCUUACCGGAAGAACAGGUCAACAGAGGAUGCCAUUGCCAUUGUGUUACACACUCUACUAGAACAUCUUGAGCACAGUAACACAUAUGGGCGACUCCUUUUUGUUGACUUUAGUUCAGCUUUCAACACUAUCCUGCCUAACAAGCUACACAGCAAACUACACAAACUUGGCCUGAACACCACUUUAUGCAAUUGGAUUUUGGACUUUCUAACACACCGUACACAACAUGUCAGGAUUGGCAAGCAUGUCUCCCCCACCCUGCCCAUGAACACCGGGGCCCCCCAGGGUUGCGUGCUCAGCCCACUUCUCUACACACUUUUCACUCACGACUGCUGCUCCUCUUCUCCAUCUAACCUCAUAGUGAAAUUUGCUGACGACACAACAGUACUUGGCCUCAUCACAGGAAAUGAUGAGACCUCAUACAGGAGGGAGGCCGAGAGACUGGUAGAGUGGUGCGGUGAUCACAACCUGGUUCUCAACACCACCAAGACCAAGGAAGUGAUCAUCGAUUUCCGCAGGGCCAGACACCUCAGCCACUCUCCACUCCUAAUCGGAGGGGAGGAGGUAGAGAGGGUGUCCAACUUCAAGUUUCUGGGUGUGACUGUGGCCGACGAUCUGUCCUGGAGGACCAACAUCACCUCUGCCGUGGCUGCACCAGGGCCGAAAAGGAGGCCCUCCACAGAGUGGUCAAGGCUGCGGGGAGGAUCAUUGGGAAGAGCCUCCCAGAGAUCUCCACAGUCUUCACCUCCCGCUGCCUACGCCGGGUGAACAACAUCCUAAAGGACCAGGUCCACCCAGCGCACCAUCUCUUCCAGCGACUGCCCUCCGGACGGAGAUACCGUUCCAUCCGCUCCAGGUCCAGCAGAUUGACCAAUAGCCUCUAUCCAAAGGCUGUCAGACUGCUGAACGAACAACCUGCCCCCCGC
Molecule: messenger RNA, 3235 nt
Organism: Gadus macrocephalus (Pacific cod)
Lineage: Eukaryota; Metazoa; Chordata; Actinopteri; Gadiformes; Gadidae
Exons: 2
Coding region: 528-3077 (849 amino acids)
Source: RefSeq, a predicted model, not a curated record